CCAUUCCAUUCCAAUCUGUCGCUUUCAUUUCUUCUACACUGAAUUUAUAAACCCUUCCCAUCUGCACACGUCUUCCGUUCUUCCUUUCGUGUACUCUCCGCUUGCCUGCCUGCUUAGCUUCUUCUCCCCCUCCGGAUUGACGCCAGUAUGUCUGAGGCAUCGAAAACUCCCCAGGUCCCUAAAGAUGGUGAGGGAAAGUCUGAUGGAGCUGGAAGUACAGUUUCUUCAGGGGCAUCAUCUGGACAGAGAGGAGCUGCUCCUCCUCCAGCUGCUGGAGUGCCAAAUCCAUUUGAUUUCAGUGCUAUGUCUGGCUUGCUUAAUGACCCAAGCAUUAAAGAAUUAGCCGAACAGAUAGCAAAAGAUCCUUCAUUCAAUCAGAUGGCGGAACAGCUUCAGAAAACAUUUCAUGGUGCUGGUGCUGGUGUUGAUGAGGGCGUCCCCAACUUUGAUACACAACAAUAUUAUUCAACGAUGCAACAAGUCAUGCAAAACCCUCAAUUUAUGACCAUGGCUGAAAGGCUUGGCAAUGCACUGAUGCAGGAUCCAGCCAUGUCUGGCAUGCUCGAAAGUUUGUCAAAUCCAGCUAAUAAGGAUCAACUUGAAGAACGUAUGGCACGAGUCAAGGAAAAUCCAUCGUUAAAGCCUAUCUUGGAAGAAAUUGAGACUGGUGGCCCUGCUGCCAUGAUGAGGUACUGGAAUGACAAGGAUGUUCUCCAGCAGUUGGGCGAAGCAAUGGGAUUUGCUAUCGGCGGGGAAAGUGCUUCAUCUGCUGGGAACACCGCUGAAGACGAAACCGAGGAAGCAAAUGAGGAGGAAUCCAUUGUUCACCAGACUGCUAGUGUUGGCGACGUUGAAGGCUUGACGAAGGCUCUAGCUGAUGGCGCUAAUAAGGAUGAAGAAGACGAUGAGGGAAGAACUGCAUUGCACUUUGCUUGUGGAUACGGCCAGGUUAAGUGUGCUGAAAUUCUCAUGGAGGCUGGGGCGAAGGUUGAUGGUUUGGAUAAAAAUAAGAACACUCCACUCCAUUAUGCUGCCGGUUAUGGCCGGAAGGACUGCGUGGAGCUGCUGUUGAAAAAUGGCGCCGCUGUCACUCUUCAGAACCUGGACGGAAAGACACCCAUUGACGUGGCUAAACUGAACAACCAAAACGAUGUUCUGAAGCUCCUCGAGAAGGACGCUUUUCUGUAAGACGGCAGCAACAGCGUGAGCGAACAUAUAUAUAUAUAUAUCUAUAUGUAUGUCUCGUUGUACCCUCGCAAUGUUGCCGUGAGUUGGUAUUGGAACUCUACUGUGUUUUACGCUUAUGUUUUGGUUUUUUUUUUUUUUUUUUUUUUUUUUAACACGCAUGGAGAGUGUUGGCGUGCCAACCGAAUCUUGCGUGCUGCUUUGAAGUCGGUGUAUGAUGGCGACAUUCGUUCAUUCUAUUCGCCCUUAGGCGCGACUGAAUCAGACAUAUGUGUUGUUGCUCGACUCGGCUCGUCCCGUCUUUCGCCGAAUAAGCUCUUUUAAGUUUCAUCUUA
Molecule: messenger RNA, 1520 nt
Organism: Andrographis paniculata
Lineage: Eukaryota; Viridiplantae; Streptophyta; Magnoliopsida; Lamiales; Acanthaceae
Product: ankyrin repeat domain-containing protein 2B-like
Exons: 9
Coding region: 148-1188 (346 amino acids)
Biological process (GO): protein targeting to chloroplast
Cellular component (GO): chloroplast outer membrane
Molecular function (GO): chloroplast targeting sequence receptor activity; protein binding
Source: RefSeq, a predicted model, not a curated record